Molecule: messenger RNA, 720 nt
Organism: Trichogramma pretiosum
Lineage: Eukaryota; Metazoa; Arthropoda; Insecta; Hymenoptera; Trichogrammatidae
Product: histone H3.3-like
Exons: 2
Coding region: 207-662 (151 amino acids)
Cellular component (GO): nucleosome
Molecular function (GO): structural constituent of chromatin; protein heterodimerization activity; DNA binding
Source: RefSeq, a predicted model, not a curated record
ACACAUUGCGAAUUUCUCGCUCGCAUCUGUGUCGUAACUCGACAAUUAACGGCCGAUUGAUUUCACUUAGUCCUCGAGAGUUGAGCCAUGAACGAGAGCCGGCUGGCUGGUCGAUGAUAGGGUUACACGCACAAGCAAAGCUGCCAACACGUGCCAAGGAGAACUUGCCAUUCGACUACUGCACCGAGUCCUAAAAACAAUAAAAGAUGUCACGAGUAAAGCAGUUGACGAAACAAACGGCUCGAAAGUCGACCACCGGCCGCCCGGCACCAGUACUUCGUACUGAAAAAGAAGCAAAAAAUGAACCGCCAGAGUUACACAGCUCAGACGACAUCGUGACGUCCAAAAAGCCGAAUAGAAAAAUACGCUUCAAGCCAGGGCUGCUGGCCCUACAAGAAAUAAGGUAUUACCAAAAAAGCACGGAGCUCCUCAUCAGAAAACUGCCUUUUCAAAGACUAGUACGAGAGAUUUUUCAAGAUUAUAAGGACAACGUAAGGAUCCAGAGCGGCGCUUUGCUGGCCCUUCAAGAGGCUGCUGAGGCGUAUUUGGUCGGACUAUUUGAAGACACAAAUUUGUGUUCAAUACACGGUAAACGUGUGACGAUUAUGCCACGCGAUAUGCAGCUGGCGAGGCGUAUUCGCGGAGAAAGCAAUUUCAUCUAGAUGAUAUUUUUUUAGUGAAUGUAAACUAUAUACAUUAUAUUUUUAUAAAAGUAGUUGA